Xiphophorus hellerii (green swordtail) is the source of this 2909-nucleotide messenger RNA. RefSeq names its product protein phosphatase 5, catalytic subunit (gene ppp5c). Gene Ontology annotation, molecular function: protein binding; hydrolase activity. Bases 61 to 1500 code for a protein of 479 amino acids. The record is from RefSeq and is a predicted model, not a curated record. The transcript is spliced from 13 exons. NCBI's taxonomy places the organism in Eukaryota, Metazoa, Chordata, Actinopteri, Cyprinodontiformes, Poeciliidae.
AGAAACAAACGCCUUCGUUUACGACCUUUGCGACCAUCGGAAUACGGCAGUGAGAAGAAGAUGGCGGAGGUAACAAAUGAAGCAGAGCUACUCAAGGAGAAGGCAAAUAAGUUCUUCAAAGAUAAAGACUAUGAAAAUGCUAUCAAGUACUACUCAGAGGCCCUGGAGCUCAAUCCAUCCAACGCCAUCUACUACAGCAACCGCAGCUUGGCGUACCUGCGUACGGAGUGUUAUGGCUACGCCCUGGCAGACGCUACGAAGGCCCUGGAGGUGGACAAGAACUACAUAAAGGGAUAUUACCGCCGCGCCACCUCCAACAUGGCGCUGGGCAAAUUCAAAGCUGCACUUAAGGACUACGAAACGGUAGUGAGGGUUCGACCGAAUGACAAGGAUGCAAGAAUGAAGUACCAAGAAUGCAACAAGAUUGUGAAGCAGAAGGCGUUCGAGAGAGCCAUCGCAAGUGAUGACAAAAAGAAAUCAGUCGUUGACUCUCUGGACAUAGAAAGCAUGACCAUCGAGGACGACUAUGUAGGGCCCAAACUGGAAGAUGGGAAGGUGACGUUGCAGUUCAUGAAAGACAUGAUGGAUUGGUUCAAAGAUCAGAAGAAGCUGCAUAGAAAAUGUGCUUAUCAGAUUUUAAUACAAGUAAAGGACGUUCUCUCAAAGCUACCAAGUCUGGUUGAAAUCACAAUAAAAGAGACAGACAAACUAACGAUUUGUGGGGACACCCACGGUCAGUACUAUGACCUCCUCAACAUCUUUGAGUUGAACGGUUUACCCUCAGAGGCCAACCCUUACCUCUUCAAUGGCGACUUUGUGGACCGAGGCUCCUUCUCCGUUGAGGUCAUUCUCACCCUGUUUGGCUUCAAGCUGCUCUACCCAGACCACUUCCACUUGCUCCGAGGGAACCACGAGACGGACAACAUGAACCAGAUGUACGGGUUUGAAGGCGAGGUCAAAGCCAAAUACACAGCCCAGAUGUUCCAGCUGUUCAGUGAGGUCUUCCAGUGGCUUCCUCUUGCUCAGUGCAUCAACAACAAAGUGCUGGUCAUGCAUGGAGGACUUUUCAGCGAAGACGGUGUCACAUUGGAGGAUCUCAGGAAGAUUGAUAGGAACAGACAGCCUCCAGACUCGGGUCCGAUGUGCGACCUUCUGUGGUCCGAUCCACAGCCUCAGAACGGCCGGUCGAUCAGCAAGCGAGGCGUGAGCUGUCAGUUUGGUCCCGAUGUGACGCAGCACUUCCUGGACCAGAACAAGUUGGACUACAUCGUGCGAAGUCAUGAGGUCAAAGCUGAGGGUUAUGAGGUCACUCACUCAGGGAAGUGCAUCACCGUGUUCUCAGCACCCAACUACUGUGAUCAGAUGGGAAACAAAGGCGCAUACAUCCACCUCAGGGGAUCAGACCUCAAACCUGAAUUUCACCAGUUCACUGCUGUGCCUCAUCCGAAUGUCAAGCCGAUGGCGUACGCCAACACGCUAAUGCAGCUGGGGAUGAUGUAGAGGCCGCGCGGCGAUGACCUGCAGUCGCUCCCUUCCCUCCCAGCUCAGCCGCUCCGGGGCUUGGUCAUGUCGUCGUUCCUGCUUAGUCUAAGGGGUUUCUCUCCCACACAAACGUCAGCUAGUUGUGGCGCAGAAACCGAGGCGUAGUUCUGAUGGGAAGAGAGCGACCUUAGACGAGCCCAGUCCAGAUUUCCUUUUUAUUCCAUCACGUUGUUUUUUUUCUUUUUCCUGGAGAAUUUCUGUUGUCCAUUUGCCUGCUUCAUGCGUGCCAUUACUGAGUUACGAAACCAACACUGCAAAAACACCAAAUAUUACCAAGUAUUUUUGUCUAGUUUCAAGUGAAAAUAUCUUAUUACAGUUGAAUUAAGACUAAACUAACUUGCAAAAUUAUCUUUUGAUAAGAUAUAGAAGCUUUUUUUAAGUAAAUAAUUCCUUAAUUUAGAUUAAAAGUACCAAUUUCACAGCAGAUUAUUUCACUUUUAUCACAGUAAAAAUAUCUUGUUAUAUGUAAAGUAUCUGAAAAUGGAACUAGUAUUUUUCAUUGAUAAAGGAAUUAUUUUCCUAAAACAAGCUUCUAUAUCUAAGAGUUACUUGUAAAUUAGUUUUCUUAUUUCUAGGGUACUAAGAUAUUUGCACUAGAGUAGAUGAAAAAGACUUGGUAAGAUUUAGCAUUUUUGCAGUGAAGACCUGUGGUUUUUAAAACUCCUGAUUCUCUCAGCAGAUGGCUCGAAUUAGCUGGUUUGUACCAAAGAUACGUAAUGAAAAUGAUUGUUCAGUUUUAGCAAGAGGAACUUGUGACUCUGGAUAUUAGCAUCCCCACGUUGGCCUGCAUUCACAGUUAAGCAGUUUGCAAAACGGUUUAUGGAGCCGCAUGUCUGUCAGUGUUUCUCAAACCAACUUACGGUAUGUUCGACUUUUAUUUCAAGAAUACAAAAUCGAACUCUUUGUGAUCUAAAAAAAAAAAAAACCCACUCUGGGUACACUUUUAAAGGUGCUGUUUGCCAUUAGUGAUGUAUUUUGCUGGUACAGUUUAUUUUGCACUUCUGCAUUGCUUCCUGUUGGGGAAGGUACCGCCGCUCCAUGUUUUCAUCCUUCGUCGUUGUCGUGCCACAGACUCGGCAGCUCCUGCACAGUCCGCUCAUCCAACUAGCUAGCUAGCGAACACUGUUGGCACUCUAGUCUUCAAUUCAUAUUCAGGCUUAUUAUCCCAUGUGUGAAUUUCUGCAUUACACAAAAACAUCCAGAAUACAAUCCUGUCGUGAAACGCACAGCUAUACUGUCUAACGGCCCUGAACUUUUUAGAUAAAUGAAUACACUUUAGUGUAUGUAUAUAUACUGUAUCAUUUAAAGAUUCUGUGUAAUGUUUGGAGAAAAUUAUUGAAUUAAAAAAAAAAAAGACAGUCCAGUGA